CCGCUUUCCGCGGGUCAGCUGAGAUCUGAGGUCAGUGAGAAACAGCAGCACACCCACCGAUAAACUCAAAAACGAUUUUCGGAUUCUUUUUCGUUACUUUUCCACGUAUUUGAGCGUUUUCAAAUGUCGCUGUGGAUCUGUGGUCCUAAACUCGCGGCCUGCGGGUUCGUGUUGAGCGCGUGGGGCGUCAUCAUGUUGGGGCUGCUGGGGAUUUUCUUCUCCACACAUUCAGCCGUGUUGAUCGAAGACCUGCCUCUGGUGCAUAAUGACACACUUGGCGAUCCAAACCCGCCAAAGAAAAUCUACGACGUCUAUACGCAAGUCGGCUACAACUGCUUCAUAGCAGCUGCCAUCUACCUUGCGGUCGGAAUAUUCUCUUACUGCCAGAUGAGGCUCAACAAGAAGAAGGAGUACCUGGUGCACUAGUGCUACUGGCUGGAUCCCGGAGCUCGGACCACACAAUGGAAGCUGAAUUUGGACUGAAAAGGCGACAUGUUCGUUGUCUUUUGUUGAAGAUAUUGAAAUGUGGUGGCCCUCGGAUAUUUAAGACAAAAUCAACUCUACCUCUUGAUCAAAUUGCUUUAAGAAUUAGAUUUUUGCUGGAAGGAGAUUGAUUAUUUUUGUUAAAGCUUUGUUGUAAAAUGUCUCUUUUAGACCUAAUAUAAAAGAAAUAUGUCGUUGUU
This is a messenger RNA of Thalassophryne amazonica, 683 nucleotides long. RefSeq names its product ribonuclease, RNase K a (gene rnaseka). Lineage: Eukaryota; Metazoa; Chordata; Actinopteri; Batrachoidiformes; Batrachoididae. The transcript is spliced from 4 exons. Gene Ontology annotation, molecular function: RNA endonuclease activity. Bases 124 to 426 code for a protein of 100 amino acids. The record is from RefSeq and is a predicted model, not a curated record.